Neodiprion fabricii is the source of this 419-nucleotide messenger RNA. RefSeq names its product SRA stem-loop-interacting RNA-binding protein, mitochondrial-like. Lineage: Eukaryota; Metazoa; Arthropoda; Insecta; Hymenoptera; Diprionidae. The record is from RefSeq and is a predicted model, not a curated record. Bases 1 to 282 code for a protein of 93 amino acids. The transcript has a single exon. Gene Ontology annotation, molecular function: RNA binding.
AUGGCAGCCAAAGUUGCAAACUCAACUCAUAAAUUGUUCGUAAGCAACUUGCCCUGGACUGUAGCACAUAGGCAGUUGAAAGAAUACUUUUCACAGUUUGGCUUUAUCUCCAACGCGUAUGUUGUUUUUGACAGAACGACUGGAAUGAGCAAAGGCUAUGGCUUUGUUACGUUUAGUAGUCCAAAAGAACUGAACGUUGCAGUCAAAAAGACACAUCACUUUCUAGAAGGAAACCCGAUAUACCUUUCAGACCCCUAUACUACCAAUCAGCCCCAACAGUGAAUUGCAUUUUUAUCCCCAUCAAAUUAGGUAUACUAGAGAUAAGCUCAACUUGAUAAAAAAAAACAACAAUUAUGGCUAACAGUGAGUCCGCCGAUAUAUCUCAGCUUGACAAAACAUUCGAUAGGGCUGCGGAUCAC